GUCACCAUGUCAACGAGAGGAAAACAAGCAUAAUGAACUGCUUUCAAACCCAGUGCUAGUUUUUAAGGCGCGGUUGUAUUUAAUGGAAAUAUUCGGACAAUGAAUGAAUGCAUUGACAUCUCGUGAUUUAGUGAACCUCCCAAUCGUUACGUUCUUUCCAGUUCUUUGGGGUGGAGUAAAAUGGCAAAACGCUAUGGACCACUUGUCAAGAAGGCUGUUGUGCUGAUUGAUCAGUUCCCUGCGAGCAAAAAUACUCUGGACAACUUUAUUGAAGAUGCUUUCAAAAGUCUAAAGGAUAUGGCACCUCAGCAUCAGGAGUUUGUGAUUGUUGUUUUUUCGGGUUGUAUUGAGCAAAAGAAGAUACUGGAUAUAAUCGUCAAUACCUUCUAUGGCCAUGAUGGGAAACACCUACCAAAAUAUUUUCGCACCCAGUUUGUUGUGAUCUGUUAUCUCACUGUAUUCCACUUUGAUGACCUUGGACUUCAGGCUUUCAACAACAUUGUCAGAUCUCUGAACAAUGAUGAGAACAUGCACAAUUUCCUGAAUUUCUUCUUUAGAAACCUCACCACUUGGAUAGAAGAUGAGUUGAAUAGCAUCUAUGAUGCUCCAUAUGUGAAGGAUCACUGGAUUGACCCACUGCUGAGGAGGCGCUCCGAGAUUGAGAUGUUCAUAAAGAAGCUUGGAGCUGGGGAUAUGCCGAAGACUCCAUCCAGAACCACUGAGCCUGUAGAGUUCUCUUUUUAUAAUCGCAAACCACCACCUCGACCUCACUCUGAGCCCAGCUCUGUGCCAGAAAAAUAUAUACCAGUACCAAACAGCACAUACACAAUUCCAAAAGAAGUUCAGAUAUUAGAUGAACUCAAGCAAAGGAACCAUCAAAUGACAGAGGAGCAGCUGCACGAGGCUAAUUUGACAGCAUUCAAAUGUGCAAAACCACAAAAGUCGGAACAGACAAAGAGGAUGAUGGCCAAGAUAAAAGAAGAGCUAGACUCGAAACUCAAGUUCAAUUCAGUUUUUAAAGGUCAGCCUUCUCCAAAUAAUAAGAAAACGUGGCCUGUGAAACUCAACAGUGCCACAAUCCUACGACAGAGGGCGCUCUAUGACCGCAAAGUGGAGGAAGAGUUUCAACGAGUCGAGAAUCUGGUGGAAGGGGGUUAUGAGUCCCUUUAUUUUCUUCAGUGGCAAAAAGAAAUGCGUGACAAAGACCAUCAAGAGAAGAUCGCAAUGAGUGAUCAGAGGCAUGCGGACACACUAAUCAAUCGUCUUGAGAUUGCAAUGAACCGCACAAAAGGAACAGAGAGUAAAAAGAAGGCUGCUCGACUCAAAAAAGAUGAGGCGUCUCAAAUGAAACUGAAAACUGCACAGAAAAGAAUGCAAGAGAUAAAUGAAAAGAAAGACUUGGUUCAGCAAGUGUCAGAGAACUGUAAGAAGAACCCCCAAAAAGCAAAAGAGAAGGUGAAGAAAUUCAAGCAAACUGUUGUGAAGCAAGUCUCAGAACAUUGUCAAGAGCUCCUUCGUCAAGCCCAAGAGGAGGCACAAGCCGAGCUUGACAGGAAGUCUAAAGCCAUCAGUGAACUCCACACGAUUGAAUACUGUCCUCUCGUUCGGCUCAAAUAUUUUGAUGACACAGAGACUGCAGGUCAUAAGCUACUUGAUGAGAUGUCCCACGCCGAGCUGAAGGAGCGUCUGUUCUUCAUGAGGGAAGCACACAUGAUUGAGCAGCAGAAGAAGCGAGACUGCAUCCUCGAGGGGAAACAGAAAAAGCACCAGCUGCUUUUGGAGGAAAUGGACAACAUCAACCUCCACAGUCAAGUCAUGGAAAUGGCCUCAACCCUCAGAAAAGAAGAAGAAAGAGAAGCCAAGCUCAGACUGCAGCAGACUCGAGAGGAGACAGUCGUAGCACUACAAAAGAAGUUGGAAGAAAAAAAGCAAGAAUAUCAAAAACUGAAGAAAAAGCUAGGCCACGAGGCCACACCAUCAAAGCAGGCAGCAGAAAACACUCUUAAAAACUUCAAAAUCCACAGGAAAGCUAGAUUGAAGGAGGUACACUGGGAGGAUAUGGAGCAGAGUUUAGAAGAAUACAUCGAGAGGAAAGGGUCUUAAGAUGUAUCUCAGAGAAAAAUAAUCAAAAAGUAAAUGUGUGCAAAAUGCAAAUUCAAUAUUUGGGUCUUCAGCUCCAACCUAGACUAAUUCAUUCUCAAAGCCAUUAGGUUGGACAGAUUUUUUUUUUCUACUUUGAAAACUAUCGGCCUCCAACUGACAUCUCAGUCUUCUUUAUUCCCUCUGGACUGUUCAAUGAACAUACACGACGAACAGUAUAAGCUCUGUGGUCAUCAUUCACAACUGGGAAAAGAGAUGGAAAUGUAACGACUGGAUGUUUUAUGUUCCAAUGGAUUUGAUG
Molecule: messenger RNA, 2401 nt
Organism: Hippocampus zosterae (dwarf seahorse)
Lineage: Eukaryota; Metazoa; Chordata; Actinopteri; Syngnathiformes; Syngnathidae
Product: cilia- and flagella-associated protein 99-like
Exons: 15
Coding region: 181-2103 (640 amino acids)
Source: RefSeq, a predicted model, not a curated record